Molecule: messenger RNA, 2504 nt
Organism: Erythranthe guttata (spotted monkey flower)
Lineage: Eukaryota; Viridiplantae; Streptophyta; Magnoliopsida; Lamiales; Phrymaceae
Product: heat shock protein 90-2
Biological process (GO): protein folding
Molecular function (GO): ATP binding; ATP hydrolysis activity; ATP-dependent protein folding chaperone
Source: RefSeq, a predicted model, not a curated record
UUCCCCUAUUCGUUCCCUCUCUCAGCCUCUUUGCCCAAAACCCUAACUCUCUCUCUACAUUUCCUCUCUCUCUCUCUCUCUAGAAAGAGCAUUUUCAGAAAUUCAGAGAUCGCAACAAUGGCGGACGCCGAGACGUUUGCUUUCCAGGCCGAGAUCAACCAGCUUCUGAGUCUGAUCAUCAACACUUUCUACAGCAACAAGGAGAUCUUUCUUCGGGAGCUUAUCAGUAACUCAUCUGAUGCCUUGGACAAGAUCCGAUUCGAAAGUUUGACCGACAAGAGCAAGCUGGAAUCUCAGCCAGAGCUUUUCAUCCACAUCAUCCCAGACAAGACCAACAACACCCUGACCAUUAUCGACAGUGGUAUUGGAAUGACCAAGGCUGAUUUGGUGAACAACCUCGGUACCAUUGCCAGGUCAGGAACCAAAGAAUUCAUGGAAGCUCUUGCUGCCGGUGCUGAUGUAAGCAUGAUUGGGCAGUUUGGUGUUGGUUUCUACUCUGCCUACUUGGUCGCCGAGAGGGUGGUUGUCACAACAAAGCAUAAUGAUGAUGAACAAUACGUCUGGGAGUCUCAAGCCGGAGGUUCAUUCACUGUCACCAGAGAUACAUCCGGUGAAGUCCUUGGCAGAGGUACCAAGAUGACCCUUUACCUCAAGGAGGACCAGCUCGAGUACCUUGAAGAGCGCAGAUUGAAGGAUUUGGUGAAGAAGCACUCCGAGUUCAUCAGUUACCCGAUCUCUCUGUGGAUUGAGAAGACCACAGAGAAGGAAAUCUCGGAUGACGAGGAUGAAGAGGACAAGAAGGACGAGGAAGGAAAGGUUGAGGAAGUUGAUGAAGAGGAGGAGAAAGCCGAGAAGAAAAAGAAGAAGAUCAAGGAAGUCUCCCACGAAUGGGAUUUGGUGAACAAGCAGAAGCCAAUCUGGAUGAGGAAAACUGAGGAGAUCACUAAAGAGGAGUAUGCUGCCUUCUACAAGAGUCUUACCAACGACUGGGAGGAGCAUUUGGCUGUGAAGCACUUCUCCGUUGAGGGACAGCUUGAAUUCAAAGCUGUCCUCUUUGUUCCCAAGAGGGCACCCUUUGACCUCUUUGACACAAAGAAGAAGCCCAACAACAUCAAGCUCUAUGUACGACGUGUCUUUAUCAUGGACAACUGUGAGGAUCUUAUCCCUGAGUACCUAAGCUUCGUCAAGGGUAUAGUCGAUUCUGAGGAUUUGCCACUCAACAUCUCUCGUGAGACUCUCCAGCAGAACAAGAUCUUGAAGGUCAUCCGCAAGAACCUGGUCAAGAAGUGCAUUGAGCUCUUCUUUGAGAUUGCCGAGAACAAGGAGGACUACAACAAGUUCUACGAGGCUUUCUCAAAGAAUCUCAAGCUCGGAAUCCACGAAGAUUCCCAGAACAAGACCAAGAUUGCUGAGCUUUUAAGGUACCACUCGACCAAGAGCGGUGAUGAAAUGACCAGCUUGAAGGACUAUGUUACAAGAAUGAAGGAAGGACAGAAUGAGAUCUAUUACAUCACCGGCGAGAGCAAGAAGGCUGUCGAAAACUCCCCCUUCCUCGAGAGGCUGAAGAAGAAGGGAUACGAAGUUAUUUACAUGGUUGACGCCAUUGAUGAAUACGCUGUGGGACAAUUGAAGGAAUUCGAGGGAAAGAAGCUUGUUUCUGCGACCAAGGAAGGUUUGAAGCUUGAUGAGAGCGAGGAUGAAAAGAAGAAAAAGGAAGAGCUAAAGGAGAAGUUCGAGGGCUUGUGCAAGGUCAUCAAGGAUGUGUUGGGCGACAAGGUCGAGAAGGUAAUUGUGUCUGACCGCGUGGUUGACUCACCUUGCUGUUUGGUGACUGGAGAGUACGGCUGGACCGCAAACAUGGAGAGGAUCAUGAAGGCUCAGGCUUUGAGGGACUCGAGCAUGGCUGGUUACAUGUCGAGCAAGAAGACCAUGGAGAUCAAUCCCGAGAAUCCGAUUAUGGAGGAGCUGAGGAAGAGGGCUGAUGCCGACAAGAACGACAAGUCUGUGAAGGAUUUGGUGAUGCUGCUUUUCGAGACCUCUCUGUUGACUUCUGGUUUCAGUUUGGACGAGCCCAACACCUUCGGGAACAGGAUUCACAGGAUGUUGAAGCUUGGUCUGAGCAUUGAUGACGACGAGUCGGGUGAGGCUGAUGUGGACAUGCCUGCUCUGGAGGAGGUUGAUGCUGAUGCUGAGGGCAGCAAGAUGGAGGAAGUCGACUAAUUCCUAUGUCUGUUGUCUUUUGUUUUUGGUUUCGUGUCUUUAAAAACGAUGGUUACUUGUUUUUCUUUUUUAAUUUUGUUUUUGGAGUAUUUCUAUGGUUUUAGCUUUUUCUUUUUGAAUGCCUGAGUAGAACUUGGUGGUUCCUAUUUGUGGUUCCUAUCUGAUAUAUGCAUUUUAAGUAGGUUUUGUUUACGAAUUGAUUAGUAUCGGUAAUUAGUAUUAUUCUUACGUUUCUAAGAUUGCAGUGUUUUGUGGAAUUCUAUUAUGCAGAUCAUUCUUUCCUG